This is a messenger RNA of Didymella exigua CBS 183.55, 1035 nucleotides long. Its product is annotated as Aldo/keto reductase. The coding region runs from base 1 to 1035 and encodes 344 amino acids. The record is from RefSeq and is a predicted model, not a curated record. The transcript has 5 exons. NCBI's taxonomy places the organism in Eukaryota, Fungi, Ascomycota, Dothideomycetes, Pleosporales, Didymellaceae.
AUGGCUGAUCAGAAGAUGCAAUAUGUAAACCUGGGUAAGUCCGGCCUGAAGGUCUCCAAGGUCAUCUUGGGUGCCAUGAGCUUUGGCAGCGACAAAUGGCAACCUUGGAUCCUGAACGAGGACGCUGCACUGCCCAUCCUCGAGCACGCCUACAAGAACGGCAUCAACACAUGGGACACAGCCGACAUCUACUCCCACGGCAUCUCUGAGAGGAUCAUCGCCAAAGCCAUCAAGCAAUACAACAUCCCCCGCAACAAGCUCGUUCUCCUCUCGAAAUGCUACUUCGGCGUCAACGAAGAGGACCCAUCGCUCGGCAUCGUUGCCGUCUCCACCAACGACAGCAAGAUGGUCAACCAGGUCGGCCUCAGCCGGAAGCACAUCUUCGAUGCGGUCGAGAAGAGCGUCGAGCGCCUCGGCACAUACAUCGAUGUCCUGCAAAUCCAUCGUCUCGACCGUGGCACACCAAGGGAGGAGAUUAUGAAGGCGCUGAACGAUGUCGUUGAGAAGGGCUGGGUCAGGUACAUCGGCGCAAGCUCCAUGGCGGCGUGGGAGUUCCAGACGCUGCAGAACAUUGCUGAAAGAAACGGGUGGCAUAAAUUCAUCAGCAUGCAGAACUACUACAACCUUAUUUAUCGUGAGGAGGAGAGGGAGAUGAUUCCCUAUUGUCAAGACACCGGCGUAGGCCUCAUCCCCUGGUCCCCCAUCGCCCGCGGCGCCCUCACCCGUCCUUGGUCUGACCGCUCCUCCAGCCGCGCACAAACCGAUAAGUUCCUCGAGAACCUCGUCCACGCACGCGAAGACAAGAUCGAUCAGGAGAUCAUCAGCCGCGUUGAGGAAGUCGCGAAGAGGAACAAUGUCAGCAUGGCGUGCAUCGCGACAGCGUGGGCGAUUAAGAAGGGUGUUUGCCCUAUCAUUGGUCUGAGCAGCAAGGGGAGAGUUGAGGAGACGGUCAAGAACUCGAACUACAAGCUGAGCGAUGAGGAUGCGAAGUAUCUUGAGGAAAUGUAUGCGCCGAAGGAGAGGCAGGGGUUCUAG